UCUCUCGACGAGGUCCUGUCCACUAAACACGGAGGGACACUAUCGGUCGAAUAACAUAUGAUUUGUUUGUCUAAUUGUGAUGUUUUUGCUCUGUGAGUGAACGUAGCGGUAGCAGCGGCAUCUUAACAAAUAUAUUAUUUGUUUAAAUAUCAUUAAGUCAUAGUUUAUACGUUGGUUAGCCAACUAGCUAAUGUUGUUCACUCUCCUGGAAUCACGUGGAGUGGAGUGCUUGUUUACGUCCAGCUAAGGCAUUGGAAAAAUGAGUGAAACUGAAAUUACUACUGAAGUAUCUGGGUGGACCAAGGAGAACCUCCAGAAGCUUUUUGCCCAUAUCAAAAGCAGCAUCCCUAAACGGUUCACAAUGAUCCCUUAUUACAGGUCGCUGAAACGUGUAGACUGGGAGAAGGUGGCUUUCCCCCCUUUCUCUCCUGAAGCAUGUCGAGACAAGUGGACACAGAUUUUACAGACGAUGCACAAGACUCGGACCCUCACAGAGCUUGUUUCUGUGGCUGAAGAAGUCCUUUUAAAUCCAGUCUGGAACAGUAAGCUCAAUCCAGAGGUCCCAAAGAAACCCACUCCUCCUAGUGGCAUUUUUUGUGAAAAGAACUGGACCAUGUUUCGUGAACAGCAUCCAGAACUGAACGAACAGAAGUUGGUGGCUUUAAUGGGAAACAAGUACAAGGUGCUCCCAGAUGAAGAGAAGGCUCAAUAUGUGGAGGAAUACCAUCUUGCAACUCAAGAAUACAAGAGAAUUAAGCUGGAAUUCAGACAACAUCAUAUAUCUACUAAGAGCAAAUCCAAGAGGAAGAGGAAGAAUGUCCCUGCAGACACUGCAGAUGGUGAACAGCAUACUAAAAUUGAAAAAGGCCUGCCUCCAAAACCUCCUUUCAGUGGCUAUAAUCUAUUCUGCAAAGAGCAGCUGCCAUCGAUGGCAGGUGAUUCAAGCAAUGUGAGAGUGUGGGGCCAAUGUUGGCGAGAAUUGACUGAGGAACAGAAGCACGAGUACAAUAUCCGCUGCAGAGAGUUGAAGAGAGAGUACAACAUCAAGCUGAAUGAAUAUCUAGAUACCUUUGAUAAGGAGAAGCAGGUGCAGAUCCUAAAUGAGACUGGCAUCAAAAGACCCAAAAGGGGCAUUCAUAGAAACAUGAAGCUCAAAAAGAAAUAUCCUGGCGAGCCCAAGAUGCCAUCUCGAUGUAGUAAUGUCAUUUUCUGCCAAAAUCAGAUGGAACUUUUAAAGAAGGAAAUCCCAAAUUCAAAGGAGCGCUUCGGCAAGAUCAACAAAAUGUGGAAGGACCUCCCCUUAAAGGAGAAGGAAUUCUACAAAGAGAAAUUACAUGAAAAAUUCAGAGAAUACUCGAUGGAACUGCAGAAAUGGUUUAAGACAUUAUCGGCAAAGGAGCAGCAGGCGUAUCGGAAAUCUAACCCCACUAAAUGUCAGUACCUCUGUGAUAAAAACCUGAAAGGUUAUGACAAAGAAGAGCUGUGCCAAUACAGACCAUCAGAUUCAGAAGAUUCAGAAGUCACUGAGGUCAGCAGCAGUGAUGAAGAGCAGUACAAUAUGGAUUACGAUGAGGAUGAGGAGGAAGAAGGAGAAGAGGGUGACGCAACAUUUGAAGUAUAUUAGAUUCUGAUGAGAUGGACAGCAACAGUGUCACACACUUCAUUCUCAGACUGGAUUCUGGAUGUGAGAUGAUGACAGUGUAUGGCAGCCAUAUUGGGUGGAAGGUUGAAAUGAAGUAUCCUACAACCAAGAAUGGAUUACAAAGUACCCAGGUUUCCUAGUUGGUGACAUUUGGUUUUUGGUAAUAUGAUUGUAUUUGUAAUUUUAUUUGGGAGAAUGGAGGGCAGAUCUGUUUUAUUACCAAAUUCUGUGGCCUUAUCUUGAAGAUGGGAUCCAUUGUGCUAACAUGCAUGUUCCCAAAUUGAUGUAUUAAGAUUACCACAAGGUCGUUGGUGUCAAAAUGAGGUACCAACUUGUUUCUGUUUUUAUUGAAUGGGGAAAAAGUCACUUCAAGCUUUUUUUUUUGUUGUUGUUUUUACAAACCCUUGCUCAUUUUGUUUUUUGUAAAUCCCACAAAGAAGAGGUGUUUUAAUAAUAAAAGUGCUGUAUAAAGGUGAAUAUUG
This is a messenger RNA of Monopterus albus (swamp eel), 2124 nucleotides long. RefSeq names its product nucleolar transcription factor 1-like. The transcript is spliced from 16 exons. NCBI's taxonomy places the organism in Eukaryota, Metazoa, Chordata, Actinopteri, Synbranchiformes, Synbranchidae. The record is from RefSeq and is a predicted model, not a curated record. Bases 260 to 1624 code for a protein of 454 amino acids.